Molecule: messenger RNA, 120 nt
Organism: Debaryomyces hansenii CBS767
Lineage: Eukaryota; Fungi; Ascomycota; Pichiomycetes; Serinales; Debaryomycetaceae
Product: DEHA2F26158p
Exons: 1
Coding region: 1-120 (39 amino acids)
Source: RefSeq, a predicted model, not a curated record
AUGAAUGUCAAUAGUGUACCUGAAUCGAAGAACCCUACAGUGGCUUAUAAAGAAGGAAGUAGAACUACGGUAAACCAGCCUACCAGUGAAAGUAUGCUUGAAGUAUUUACGAUAACAUGA